This is a messenger RNA of Paramuricea clavata, 198 nucleotides long. The record is from the annotation of a GenBank genome assembly. Lineage: Eukaryota; Metazoa; Cnidaria; Anthozoa; Malacalcyonacea; Plexauridae.
AUGGGGACCAAUCUAUCUCCCACUAGAGAUGCGCAUCAGUUACCGGCAAAAGUGCUCGAGGAAUUUAGGAAGGGCGAUUUCGUUGUCAAACGGUCUGCAGCCGAUUUCAACCAAGUGAGUCCAGACCAAGCUCAAGAAUGGUUAAAUGUGACUGGAAAGAAAGGCGGAGGUGUUGUGGGUAUAAUCAAAACAGCUUCA